AAACCUCAUAGUAUAUAUAUAUAUAUAGAAAGAGUUGUGUGUGAAGGUUGCAGAAAUCCGGCGAGCUGUUUCGACUGGUUUGAGCAGCUGUAGAGGCAAAACAUGGGCAAGAAACUCAAUUAUCUGCUCCACAGAAGCUCAAAGACUGAAAAGUUGAAGACGCUGACAAGUCUCGCCAUCUCUAGGAUCUCCAUUCUCAAGAACAUUUACAGUGUGAGGUGCUCCCAAGCACAGUCCGACGUAGUCCAGCUACUGCAGCUAGGCCGGCAAGAACAUGCCCUCCUCCGUGUUGAGCAUGUGAUCAAGGAAGAACAUAUGUUGGAUGCUUUUGUUCUGGUAGGAAACUACUGCCAUAUCCUGGGAGAAAGGACUGAGAUGAUCAAGAACAGCAGGGAAUGUCCUGAUGAGCUCAAGGAGGUAAUAUCAAGCUUGAUCUUUGCAGCUUCAAGAUGCGGAGAGUUCCCAGAGCUGCAAGAGAUUCGUGCUUUUUUCACAUCCAAAUUUGGAAAAGAUUUUGCUAUGAGUGCCGUGGAAUUAAGAAACAACUGCGGAGUGUCUCCUAAGAUUAUACAAAGACUCUCGACACGGCAAGCAAGCUUGGAAAGCAGAUGGAAUUUGCUAAAGCAACUUGCUAAACAUAAUGGGAUCACUCUCCAACUAGACCAUGCAGCUUUCAUACCCUCCGAAAAGGAAGAGAGCGAGGUUGAACAGUUGCAGAUGCAUGCAUCAAACAGAAGCCACGCCUUCAAUGGCCGUAAAACUGAGAUCACUCCCCUACACAAGGAUUGGCAUGAAGCAACUAUAGGCCGUGAGACAUGUCCAGAGUCGGUAAAGGGAAGGCAGGCUUACAGAGACGUCGCUGCUGCAGCUGAAGAUGCAUUUGAAUCAGCGGCUUAUGCUGCUGCUGCAGCAAGAGCGGCGGUAAAGCUAUCUAAACUUGAAUCAUGGAACGAUGAUUCAGAUGAUGACAGUGGUUUCCAUCUUCAGCAGAGUGAUUGUGCAUGGGAGUGAUGAUGGAAUUAGGAAAAAGAAGGAAAUAAUAGACGCUUAUGUAGAAUUUCCAUCUGUAGUAUUAGAACAAAUAAAGGAGC
Messenger RNA from Sesamum indicum (sesame), 1091 nucleotides. RefSeq lists its product as uncharacterized. The record is from RefSeq and is a predicted model, not a curated record. Gene Ontology annotation, biological process: protein transport. Lineage: Eukaryota; Viridiplantae; Streptophyta; Magnoliopsida; Lamiales; Pedaliaceae.